CUGUAAGUCAAGUGGUGGUACACUUGUAACGUUACAAGUGUACCACCACUUGACUUACAGAAGACGUUCCAAAAUGUAUUUCUAUCAUUCCGAUUAUAAUGUUAUAUGAAGACAAACCAUAGCUCUAAAUGUAACGUUACGAAAUAUUCCUAUGAUAUCUCCAAAAUAACAUGAUAUUCAGAACCUUUCAUGGACUACCAAGGAACGUUUUUAAUGUUCUCAUGAUGUCUGUAUAACGACCGGAUAUUUAUAACCUCUAUAAUACUUAUUAGAAACGUUAUGAAUGUGCCUAUAAUGUCCCAAACGGGCUAUGAAAUUCAAUACCUCUGGAAGACUUAAGGGGAAUGUUACAAAUGUCUCAGUUACGUUACUUGGAUAGCGCCGCGUGUAACCACAGCCUGUGUUACAGGGUUCAGUAAUCGUGUUCUUAGGUCCUGAUGAAAAACAACAUUAACAAGUGUUCUUGGUCUAUUACUAGCAUAUGCACAUAAAAAAUAUAUAAUGCAGGAUAUGGCUGGAUACAUUUUUACUAAAGGGCUGACUAAAUUUGCGCAAUCCAGAUAAUGAAAAGUGCAAUUUAUCCAUUCUAUAACACCAACAUUAUUCAAAUGCCUUGCAGUGCCACGAUAGCCUGAGAAGCUAUGGAUAACAUCUUGCUUAGUAGAGAUUAAUGUUCUUUCUGUUUCUUUACGUAGUGUUCUGAAGAUUGAAAAUGUCUUCAAAAAAGACUGUUAAAUCCGCUGGUGUAACACGGAUUACAAGUACUCCAAGAAAGAGAGAAUACAAUAGAAUCUGGACUAAAAUGUCAAGGGAGAAAACCACCCUUAAGAAAAAAAGGGUAGAGAAGGAAGACAAUGACAAUGAAAGUGGAUCUAGUCUCAUCAGCCAGUCUGACACGAAGAGUGAAGAUACCAGUCCUACUGAAUCUGACAGCAAAAGUGAGUCAGAUAGUGAAGUUGAUGCAGUGGAAGUUACUCCUCCAAGACUGCCAACACACGCUGACGAAGAGUCAAGUGGUGAACUUGAGACUAUAGCUGGGACUCCUCCAAGACUGCCAACACACGCUGAGGAAGAGUCAAAUGGUGAGCUUGAGGCAGUAGGUGGUACUAAGCCAAGACUGCCAACACACGCUGAGGAAGGGUCAGAUGGGGAACAUGAGGCACUAGGUGGUACUAAGCCAAGACUGCCAACACACGCUGAGGAAGAGUCAGAUGGGGAACAUGAGGCACUAGGUGGUACUAAGCCAAGACUGCCAACACACGCUGAGGAAGGGUCAGAUGGUGAACUUAAGACAGUAGGUGGUACUAAGCCAAGACUGCCAACACACGCUGAGGAAGGGUCAGAUGGUGAACUUAAGACAGUAGGUGGGACUCCUCCAAGACUGCCAACACACGCUGAGGAAGAGUCAGAUGGGGAACAUGAGGCACUAGGUGGUACUAAGCCAAGACUGCCAACACACGCUGAGGAAGAGUCAGAUGGUGAACUUAAGACAGUAGGUGGGACUCCUCCAAGACUGCCAACACACGCUGAGGAAGAGUCAGAUGGGGAACAUGAGGCACUAGGUGGUACUAAGCCAAGACUUCCAACACACGCUGAGGAAGAGUCAGAUGGUGAACUUAAGACAGUAGGUGGGACUCCUCCAAGACUGCCAACACACGCUGAGGAAGAGUCAGAUGGUGAACUUAAGACAGUAGGUGGUACUCCUCCAAGACUGCCAACACACGCUGAGGAAGAGUCAGAUGGUGAACUUAAGACAGUAGGUGGGACUCCUCCAAGACUGCCAACACACGCUGAGGAAGAGUCAGAUGGUGAACUUAAGACAGUAGGUGGUACUCCUCCAAGACUUCCAACACACGCUGAGGAAGGGUCAGAUGGUGAACUUAAGACAGUAGGUGGUACUCCUCCAAGACUGCCAACACACGCUGAGGAAGAGUCAGAUGGUGAACUUGAGACAGUAGGUGGUACUAAGCCAAGACUUCCAACACACGCUGAGGAAGAGUCAGAUGGUGAACUUAAGACAGUAGGUGGUACUCCUCCAAGACUGCCAACACACGCUGAGGAAGAGUCAGAUGGUGAACUUAAGACAGUAGGUGGUACUCCUCCAAGACUGCCAACACACGCUGAGGAAGAGUCAGAUGGUGAACUUAAGACAGUAGGUGGUACUCCUCCAAGACUGCCAACACACGCUGAGGAAGAGUCAGAUGGUGAACUUAAGACAGUAGGUGGUACUAAGCCAAGACUUCAAACACACGCUGAGGAAGAGUCAGAUGGUGAACUUAAGACAGUAGAUGGUACUAAGCCAAGACUUCCAACACACGCUGAGGAAGGGUCAGAUGGUGAACUUAAGACAGUAGGUGGUACUCCUCCAAGACUGCCAACACACGCUGAGGAAGAGUCAGAUGGUGAACUUAAGACAGUAGGUGGUACUCCUCCAAGACUUCCAACACACGCUGAGGAAGAGUCAGAUGGUGAACUUAAGACAGUAGGUGGGACUCCUCCAAGACUUCCAACACACGCUGAGGAAGGGUCAGAUGGUGAACUUAAGACAGUAGGUGGUACUCCUCCAAGACUGCCAACACACGCUGAGGAAGAGUCAGAUGGUGAACUUAAGACAGUAGGUGGGACUCCUCCAAGACUUCCAACACACGCUGAGGAAGGGUCAGAUGGUGAACUUAAGACAGUAGGUGGUACUCCUCCAAGACUGCCAACACACGCUGAGGAAGAGUCAGAUGGUGAACUUAAGACAGUAGGUGGUACUAAGCCAAGACUUCCAACACACGCUGAGGAAGGGUCAGAUGGUGAACUUAAGACAGUAGGUGGUACUAAGCCAAGACUGCCAACACACGCUGAGGAAGAGUCAGAUGGUGAACUUAAGACAGUAGGUGGGACUCCUCCAAGACUUCCAACACACGCUGAGGAAGGGUCAGAUGGUGAACUUAAGACAGUAGGUGGUACUAAGCCAAGACUUCCAACACACGCUGAGGAAGAGUCAGAUGGUGAACUUAAGACAGUAGGUGGUACUCCUCCAAGACUGCCAACACACGCUGAGGAAGAGUCAGAUGGUGAAUUUAAGACAGUAGGUGGGACUCCUCCAAGACUUCAAACACACGCUGAGGAAGAGUCAGAUGGUGAACUUAAGACAGUAGGUGGUACUAAGCCAAGACUUCCAACACACGCUGAGGAAGAGUCAGAUGGUGAACUUAAGACAGUAGGUGGUACUCCUCCAAGACUUCCAACACACGCUGAGGAAGGGUCAGAUGGUGAACUUAAGACAGUAGGUGGUACUCCUCCAAGACUUCCAACACACGCUGAGGAAGAGUCAGAUGGGGAACUUAAGACAGUAGGUGGUACUAAGCCAAGACUUCCAACACACGCUGAGGAAGGGUCAGAUGGUGAACUUAAGACAGUAGGUGGUACUCCUCCAAGACUGCCAACACACGCUGAGGAAGGGUCAGAUGGUGAACUUAAGACAGUAGGUGGUACUAAGCCAAGACUGCCAACACACGCUGAGGAAGGGUCAGAUGGUGAACUUAAGACAGUAGGUGGGACUCCUCCAAGACUGCCAACACACGCUGAGGAAGAGUCAGAUGGGGAACAUGAGGCACUAGGUGGUACUAAGCCAAGACUGCCAACACACGCUGAGGAAGAGUCAGAUGGUGAACUUAAGACAGUAGGUGGGACUCCUCCAAGACUGCCAACACACGCUGAGGAAGAGUCAGAUGGUGAACUUAAGACAGUAGGUGGUACUCCUCCAAGACUGCCAACACACGCUGAGGAAGAGUCAGAUGGUGAACUUAAGACAGUAGGUGGUACUCCUCCAAGACUGCCAACACACGCUGAGGAAGAGUCAGAUGGUGAACUUAAGACAGUAGGUGGUACUAAGCCAAGACUGCCAACACACGCUGAGGAAGAGUCAGAUGGUGAACUUAAGACAGUAGGUGGUACUAAGCCAAGACUGCCAACACACGCUGAGGAAGAGUCAGAUGGUGAACUUAAGACAGUAGGUGGUACUAAGCCAAGACUUCCAACACACGCUGAGGAAGAGUCAGAUGGUGAACUUAAGACAGUAGGUGGUACUCCUCCAAGACUUCCAACACACGCUGAGGAAGGGUCAGAUGGUGAACUUAAGACAGUAGGUGGUACUCCUCCAAGACUGCCAACACACGCUGAGGAAGAGUCAGAUGGUGAACUUAAGACAGUAGGUGGUACUAAGCCAAGACUUCCAACACACGCUGAGGAAGGGUCAGAUGGUGAACUUAAGACAGUAGGUGGUACUCCUCCAAGACUUCCAACACACGCUGAGGAAGGGUCAGAUGGUGAACUUAAGACAGUAGGUGGGACUCCUCCAAGACUGCCAACACACGCUGAGGAAGGGUCAGAUGGUGAACUUAAGACAGUAGGUGGGACUCCUCCAAGACUGCCAACACACGCUGAGGAAGGGUCAGAUGGUGAACUUAAGACAGUAGGUGGUACUAAGCCAAGACUGCCCACACACGCUGAGGAAGGGUCAGAUGGUGAGCUUAAGACAGUAGGUGGUACUAAGCCAAGACUGCCAACACACGCUGAGGAAGAGUCAGAUGGUGAACUUAAGACAGUAGGUGGGACUCCUCCAAGACUUCCAACACACGCUGAGGAAGAGUCAGAUGGUGAACUUAAGACAGUAGGUGGUACUAAGCCAAGACUGCCAACACACGCUGAGGAAGGGUCAGAUGGUGAACUUAAGACAGUAGGUGGUACUAAGCCAAGACUUCCAACACACGCUGAGGAAGGGUCAGAUGGUGAACUUAAGACAGUAGGUGGUACUCCUCCAAGACUUCCAACACACGCUGAGGAAGGGUCAGAUGGUGAACUUAAGACAGUAGGUGGGACUCCUCCAAGACUUCCAACACACGCUGAGGAAGGGUCAGAUGGUGAACUUAAGACAGUAGGUGGGACUCCUCCAAGACUGCCAACACACGCUGAGGAAGAGUCAGAUGGUGAACUUAAGACAGUAGGUGGUACUAAGCCAAGACUGCCAACACACGCUGAGGAAGAGUCAGAUGGUGAACGUAAGACAGUAGGUGGUACUAAGCCAAGACUGCCAACACACGCUGAGGAAGAGUCAGAUGGUGAACUUAAGACAGUAGGUGGUACUCCUCCAAGACUGCCAACACACGCUGAGGAAGAGUCAGAUGGUGAACUUAAGACAGUAGGUGGUACUAAGCCAAGACUGCCAACACACGCUGAGGAAGAGUCAGAUGGUGAACUUAAGACAGUAGGUGGUACUAAGCCAAGACUUCCAACACACGCUGAGGAAGAGUCAGAUGGUGAACUUAAGACAGUAGGUGGUACUAAGCCAAGACUUCCAACACACGCUGAGGAAGGGUCAGAUGGUGAACUUAAGACAGUAGGUGGUACUCCUCCAAGACUGCCAACACACGCUGAGGAAGAGUCAGAUGGUGAACUUAAGACAGUAGGUGGUACUCCUCCAAGACUUCCAACACACGCUGAGGAAGAGUCAGAUGGUGAACUUAAGACAGUAGGUGGUACUAAGCCAAGACUGCCAACACACGCUGAGGAAGGGUCAGAUGGUGAACUUAAGACAGUAGGUGGUACUAAGCCAAGACUGCCAACACACGCUGAGGAAGGGUCAGAUGGUGAACUUAAGACAGUAGGUGGUACUAAGCCAAGACUUCCAACACACGCUGAGGAAGAGUCAGAUGGUGAACUUAAGACAGUAGGUGGUACUCCUCCAAGACUUCCAACACACGCUGAGGAAGAGUCAGAUGGUGAACUUAAGACAGUAGGUGGUACUCCUCCAAGACUUCAAACACACGCUGAGGAAGGGUCAGAUGGUGAACUUAAGACAGUAGGUGGUACUCCUCCAAGACUGCCAACACACGCUGAGGAAGAGUCAGAUGGUGAACUUAAGACAGUAGGUGGUACUAAGCCAAGACUUCCAACACACGCUGAGGAAGAGUCAGAUGGUGAACUUAAGACACUAGGUGGUACUCCUCCAAGACUUCCAACACACGCUGAGGAAGAGUCAGAUGGUGAACUUAAGACAGUAGGUGGUACUCCUCCAAGACUUCCAACACACGCUGAGGAAGGGUCAGAUGGUGAACUUAAGACAGUAGGUGGUACUCCUCCAAGACUUCCAACACACGCUGAGGAAGAGUCAGAUGGUGAACUUGAGACAGUAGGUGGUACUAAGCCAAGACUUCCAACACACGCUGAGGAAGAGUCAGAUGGUGAACUUAAGACAGUAGGUGGUACUCCUCCAAGACUUCCAACACACGCUGAGGAAGGGUCAGAUGGUGAACUUAAGACAGUAGGUGGUACUAAGCCAAGACUUCCAACACACGCUGAGGAAGAGUCAGAUGGUGAACUUAAGACAGUAGGUGGUAGUCCUCCAAGACUUCCAACACACGCUGAGGAAGGGUCAGAUGGUGAACUUAAGACAGUAGGUGGUACUCCUCCAAGACUUCCAACACACGCUGAGGAAGGGUCAGAUGGUGAACUUAAGACAGUAGGUGGUACUAAGCCAAGACUUCCAACACACGCUGAGGAAGAGUCAGAUGGUGAACUUAAGACAGUAGGUGGUACUAAGCCAAGACUGCCAACACACGCUGAGGAAGAGUCAGAUGGUGAACUUAAGACAGUAGGUGGUACUAAGCCAAGACUGCCAACACACGCUGAGGAAGAGUCAGAUGGUGAACUUAAGACAGUAGGUGGGACUCCUCCAAGACUGCCAACACACGCUGAGGAAGAGUCAGAUGGUGAACUUAAGACAGUAGGUGGGACUCCUCCAAGACUGCCAACACACGCUGAGGAAGGGUCAGAUGGUGAACUUAAGACAGUAGGUGGUACUCCUCCAAGACUGCCAUCACACGCUGAGGAAGAGUCAGAUGGUGAACUUAAGACAGUAGGUGGUACUAAGCCAAGACUGCCAACACACGCUGAGGAAGGGUCAGAUGGUGAGCUUAAGACAGUAGGUGGUACUAAGCCAAGACUGCCAACACACGCUGAGGAAGGGUCAGAUGGUGAACUUAAGACAGUAGGUGGUACUCCUCCAAGACUGCCAUCACACAGUGACAUAGAUUCAGAGACUGAAGCCAAUGCUGGUUGUGCAAUUCAGGAGACAACUGACUCUGACAAUGAUGAUGUUGAAAAAGAUUCUACCUUCAGAGAGGACCUGGCAACCUGGAUAAGUGAUUUCCAAGUGAAACACAAUGCUGUUGAUACACUUCUGAAGAUGCUGCAGUCUAAUGGUCACCCAGAUUUGCCUUCCACUGCUAGAACUCUCCUAGAAAAGACCAAUGUUUUUGAUGAAGUCAAGUCUAAUGUGGAGUUUGUCAGGUUUAAAGUGAAGGUGGAGUUAGUGAAACAUCUAAGCAUCUAUCCUCAAUCUGUUGUUGGAGAUUUGAAUGUUUUAGAAAUAUCCCUUAACUUCCCUGGGCUAGGUGGGACACUUGCGUCCCACCUAGUCAACAGCCAGUGGAAUCGCGUGGCGCGAAAUACAAAUACCUAAAAAAUGCUAUAACUUCAAUUUCUCAAACAUACGACUAUUUUACACCAUUUUAAAGACAAGACUCUCG
This is a messenger RNA of Salmo salar (Atlantic salmon), 7577 nucleotides long. Lineage: Eukaryota; Metazoa; Chordata; Actinopteri; Salmoniformes; Salmonidae. The record is from RefSeq and is a predicted model, not a curated record.